Molecule: messenger RNA, 672 nt
Organism: Amphimedon queenslandica
Lineage: Eukaryota; Metazoa; Porifera; Demospongiae; Haplosclerida; Niphatidae
Product: charged multivesicular body protein 2b-like
Exons: 5
Biological process (GO): vacuolar transport
Source: RefSeq, a predicted model, not a curated record
UGGUUUGGUCUGGCGAGACGAUAUCAUAGCUUUGUGUUUGGGGUAGCAGCACAUAAAACAGGACGAGAACUCAAGAGAGACCAUGGGCAAUCAGAGAGACAAGAGAAGCAACUGACAGCUACUGUAUUAGCUAAACAGUUGGUUGAACUAAGACAACAGAAAACUAAAUCUUAUGGACUGAGUGCUACCAUUACGGCAACAGGACAUCAAAUGAAAGCAAUGCAGUCUCAGGUUGCUAUGACAAAGGCAAUGGGACAAACGUCCAAGGCAAUGGCAUCAAUGAACAAACAAGUAAAACUUGAAGACAUUCAACAGACAAUGCAACAGUUUGAAAAAGAAUCAACUAAAAUGGACAUGGCAGGAGAAAUGAUGGAUGAUACGAUGGAUGCAAUACUGUCAGGAGAUGAAGAUGAAGAAGAUGAAGUAAUUGGACAAGUACUGGAUGAGAUUGGACUAGAGUACACCAGCAAAUUGGCUGGUGCUAAGGUUGCAGGUGGUAAGUUAGGACAGGAAGAUAAAGAAUUAACUAGUACUGACGAUCUUGAAGCAAGACUAGCUAAUCUGCAUGCUUCAUAAUUAUAAUAAUUACAAAUAAUAUGUAAUAAUUAAUUUAUUAUUGUCAUUGUCUAUUAUUAAAUUUUUAUUCUAAAUCUAAUUACUAUGCUAGCUCCA